Musa acuminata subsp. malaccensis (wild Malaysian banana) is the source of this 3322-nucleotide messenger RNA. The record is from RefSeq and is a predicted model, not a curated record. NCBI's taxonomy places the organism in Eukaryota, Viridiplantae, Streptophyta, Magnoliopsida, Zingiberales, Musaceae.
AAAAAAGGGUUUUUUACCUUAAACUUACAUCAAUUGACAGACAAAGAUGUCACUUCCAAUCGAAGGGAAAAACACGCAAAGAUACAGGUUCUUUCGGGGAAGAGCAAUAGCUGCGAACGCGUUACGCAUAAAAAGAAAGUAAAAGAGCUGCCUUUUUUUCUCCUCUCUGCGGCUCUUCUGGUCUUUGUUUGCCAAACCAUUUCUUUGUCUCUGUUCGAUACACCUCUUUUUCCAGUCUUUUUUUCUUUAGUUUGGUUCCACAACACCUCUCUUUUGUAAUCUUCUCCGAGGUGAAGAAAACCACCUUUUUCUCUUCUCGUCUCCUCUUCUGCUUCUUUUCUUCCUCUUUUCUACGAGCACUCUUACAAAGAAGAAUAACUUCUCUUUGGUUCUCCGGGCCUUGUUCUCUUCUUACCAUGUCCGGUGAGAUUUGGCACUCGAAGAAGGAGAAAGAUGGUUGAUUUUUCAGGAACUUCCAGUAUAACUCAUCAAUCUUCGCAUGAGAAGCAGGCAGUCGGUCCAAGUUAUUCGGAGAAUGAAAUGCCAUUAAUCUCCAAGUGGUGGGCAGACACCUCUCACCUCUCCUCCAUUAACGAUGGGCAAAGAGGGUCUACAAGCGAGAGAGGAUCCAGAGGAAGGAAGACUGUCAUCUUGGAGAGAGCUUGAAGGAGAAGAUGGAAGAUGUAUUCCCAGUUGGCCAAGAAUCAUUAGAGGAUAAACACAAGAAGAAUAAUGCUGGGGUUGAGAACGACAACCACUACACCCUGUCGGAAUGCAAAUUGGACUGUGAGCAUGUCACCAACAAGCUACCGUUGAUUUUGGAUAUCAAGCAACCCAAAAGAUGUCGAAGAUGCUGCCAGUUGCAUAAAUCUUGUUCUCGCACCAAUCAAUUCGUCCUGUCGGAUUCUUUCGAUUUCUCCAGUGGAACUCAUGAGGCGGACUUCGGUUUGGAGACUCUCCGUAUUUUUUGCCGGAAGAGUUCCUCGUUGACUCUCCCGGGCCUCAAGUCAAACUCUAAACAGCAAAGGAAAUCACGAAGCACACACAGCGUGACUGAUCUCGUGGCUGAAUGUUCUCCUGUAGCUCGAUCAGGAAAUAUAGUUGUGAGUCCUUGGAACAGACGGGUAUUUGAUUCGAUAGAAGCAACUUUGAGAUCGAGAGGCCUCAUGAAAAGCCCAGUAAUUCUUGGAACAGCUUCACCAGAUGAUGACAUGAAACGGGUUAGGACAAAAUCAAUCAGCUUAAGCGAUGCGAAAUCCCCCGAGUCGAUAUCCUUUCAUUCUGGGCUUCAGAAUUCAACAUCGGGCAGUCCCAGAAUAGUGGCCACACCUUGCAGAAGGCAAAGUUCCGAGUUAAGCAUCUCCCAGGAGAUGCCUUCUUCUUGCUCGGAUACAUCGUACCGGACCGAUUCAUCUGCAGGCUUCAAUUCUGCACUGCUUCACUGUGUUUGGGAGGAUGGAAAUCCUUACUUUGUGUUCUCUGUGGGCGAGGAUCAAGCUGAUGUAUACAUGGCCAGUCCUCAUAAGACCAAGUCUUCAGCUGACAGGGCCCUGGAUUACAUCUAUCUGUUCCAUGCAUGCAAGAACAACAGAAAAAAAUCAGAGUUCCAUCUUCAUAAUGGCUCAAUAUUUGUUGCUAAGAUGAAGGUGCGAAGUUCUCUAGUUCUCAAUUCCAGCAGAACUAAAUUUGUAGAGUCUGAGUUUGUUCUGUCUGCUGCUAAAGAGGACUCAUUCAAUGAAAUGCAAAGAUCCUCUCCUUGUUUCACCAAAAGCAAGGGGAUGACCGGAAGGUUGUCUGAGAUAUUUAGGCGAAGUCAUCGGUACAAAUCCAACUCCAUCAAAAGAGUUGGUGGUGGAUCAAGCUGUCAGGUUGAGGACCUGCCACAAACGUAUGCGAGCGAGUUAGGAAUCAUCGAUGAAACAGGCUGCCCAAAGCUCCCAUCUGAUGAUAUUCCACACAACCUCGAGUUGGCAGCAAUAGUCGUGCAAGACUUUGGGUACCAAAGCAAGCAUUUAGCAAGCUUUGAUGGUUGGGGCCUCAAGUUUCUUGAGAAAGCUGGAACUGAUUCUUCUCAAGGUCCUCCAUCUUCUUCUGCUAGAUACAAGGAAAACUACACGGAACACAUGAACUCAGACAGGAAUGUGAGUGUUCUACUCCCAGCCGGAUUUCAUGGUGGUCCAAUGGCCAGAGCUGGUGGCCCUUCCAGUCUCACCGAGAGAUGGAGGUCCAAUGGACAUUGCGACUGUGGUGGAUGGGAUGUUGGGUGUCCUCUGACAAUACUUAGCAACAACAAUUCCAUCUAUUCAGAAGGACUAGAAGAAACAGAAGAUGAUUGUAAGCCUCUCCGCCUUUUCAUAGAGGUGAGUUAGUAGUAUGCAUUCCAGAACUGCCUGCCUUAUAUUUGUUCACGUAGUUGUAUUGGUAGAGAACUUGUCAGAACUAUAGUACUUAAAUAGCAUCCUAGACCAUCUCAUGGAUGUCUCCCCCAAACCCUUUUUCUUUCAUGCUUUUGGACCUGAUUGUGUCAAGGUGACUUGCAUCUCUAUCUUCUAAUUUCAAAACCAUCCUUCCCUUGUGUCAUCAUGUCAUCAUUUUCCUGCUCAAUUCUCCCCUAGUUGUGAUCUGAUCAUGAUACUUGUCUGAUGCUUCUUUCAAGUUCAGGGAAUUUGUAAUUGUCUGGAGAAAUGCACACUUGAUCUGACUGUUUGUGUUUUAGUUGACUUGGCCUCUAAUGUAUUGCAUGUAUUAAGCCAUGAUUUGCUUGCCUCAUAUCUGAAUUCUGCUUUCCCCUCAACCUUGCCCAGUAAUUUUGAUGUUUCUGAAGUAGAGCAUAAGGCAAAGGUAAAUUGUUAGUGACGGGAGAUAAAAUGCACUUUGUCGAGCUGCAGUCAGAAAACAACAAAAAGAAAAAGGAAAAAGAAACUGAGAGAUGCUUUGCUAUCUACCACAGUACACUGCAAAGAUACUAAUAUGGCAUAAAUUGCUGUUUCCCAGGGUGCCAAGCAAGAUGGACUCACUUUCAGUUUCAGAAUGUUCAGUGCGAGCAGAGACGUCUACAUCGUUUACUUCCAGCCAACUCUUUCAGCUCUGCAGUCAUUCUCCAUAGGAGUAGCAAUGAUCCAUUCAGAGUGCUCAGAUCUGUGUCCACAAUGGUGACAAGUAUCAUACUACGUUAACCCUCUUUUUCUUUUGUGACGUUUCCAUAUCCAAGUGAUAAUACAGAUGUGUAGCAUUCUUUAUCCCCUUGCAUUUUUCUAGACUGAUGCUCUUUAGGUUCUCGUUAGUUCAAUCACAAUGUAGUUUGGAACAGUAUCUUUUGGAU